AGAGAGAGAAAUAGAGACAGAGAGUGUGAGAGAAAGAUAGAUACAGCGAGAGAGAGAGAGAGAGAGAGAGAGAUUGAAGCAGUGGAGACGAGUGCGACAGCUUUAAUAGAGAAGUGAACAGAUCCCCCACCCCUCCUCCUGUCUUCCUCCUCUGCCUCCCUCGUUCUUUUUGCCCUCCUCUCCUCCUCCUCCUCCUCCUCCUCCCCCCCUCCUCUCUCUCUCCGUUCGGGUGCCAGCCAGCCAGCCAGCCAGCCGUCCAGAAGACACAGGAGCUGCCGCUGCCGUACCCCAUCAUCGCUGCCUCCGCUCUGCUGCUACCGCUACCACUGCCUCCUCCACCUGCUUCUCCUCUCCUCCUCCUCCCUCCUCCUCCUCCUCCUCCUCUUCCUCCUCUCUUCUCCACCUCUAUCCCUCUGUCUUUCCUCCCUCCACACACACGCACACACACAUACACUCUCGCUGGAAGCUGUUUCACACAGGCAGACGGAGCGACAGAGAGAGAAAGAGAGAGAGAGAUAGCCCAAAAAAGAAAGAACGAAAGCAGAACCGUUCCUUUUGUCCUCCGCGUGCAUCGCUCGUCGGGACUAUUGUGUGGACUAUUUGCGUGUCGGACUAUCAUCACUUUUCUGUGAGAGGACAUCGACCACUGAGACUUCACGCAUCACGGAAAAGCCGCUCGGAGCAGCUGUGCGCGCGUAAAGUGUCAAGGUGUGUAUGAGUUAACUGUCACCACCCAGUCGCUUCUCUCGUCCUGCCAUCGCGGACCUCUUAAAACACACCUGCUCGCACGAGUGACUGCCCGGUGCCUGGAGCCCGCACCAAGCGACGCAGACAGGAGUACACCAGCGGCUUUCUGUGCCGAUCGGCGAGGUUGAAAGCGGAUCGCUUAUCCUCACCCUUCUCACGCGCGCACACACACACACACACACACACACUCUUUUCACGCACCUCCCGACGGCCAAACGGAUUCCAUCUACAUGGGCAAGCGAUUGGAGCAGCAACCAAUGUACCCUCAGUACACCUAUUACUACCCCCACUAUCUCCAGACCAAGCAGCCCUAUGCUCCACCCCCUCACCCGAUGGCCCCGCCCAGUCCCACCUCCAACAGCUGUAGCCAUGGCGGCGCGGAGCAGCUGAGCAAGACCAACCUGUACAUCCGCGGCCUGCCACCCGGAACCACCGACCAGGACCUCAUCAAGCUCUGCCAACCGUAUGGAAAAAUUGUGUCAACCAAGGCCAUCCUGGACAAGAAUACCAACCAGUGCAAAGGGUAUGGCUUUGUGGACUUCGACAGCCCAGCGGCCGCACAGAAGGCGGUGUCGUCCCUCAAGGCCACCGGCGUGCAGGCUCAGAUGGCCAAGCAACAGGAGCAGGACCCCACUAACCUCUACAUCUCCAACCUGCCAGUGUCCAUGGACGAGCAGGAGCUAGAGAACAUGCUUAAGCCCUUCGCCACAAUGGAGUCUACUGAGAAGUGUGAAGUCGUCAUUCAGCACUUCAACGGCAAGUACCUGAAGACACCUCCAGGCAUUCCAGCCCCCACAGAGCCGUUGCUGUGUAAGUUUGCAGAUGGAGGUCAGAAGAAGAGACAGAGCCAGAGCAAGUACCCACAGAACGGCCGGCCCUGGCACAGAGAAGGAGAGACCGGAAUGGCGAUAACUUAUGACCCCGCCGCCAUGCAAAACGGGUUCUACUCCCCUCCUUACAGUAUUGCCACGAAUCGUAUGAUCGCACAGACGUCCAUCACACCCUUCAUCGGUGCUUCACCCGUCUCCACAUAUCAGGUCCAGAGUACAUCAUGGAUGCCUCAUCAACAGUACGUUAUGCAACCAACAGGUGCAGUGAUCACGCCAGCUAUGGACCACACCAUGUCCAUGCAGCCAGCCAGCAUGAUGGGGCCCCUCACUCAGCAGAUGAACCACAUGUCCCUGGGCACCACAGGGAGUUAUAUGACUGCCGCAGCUGCUGCCGCACCUAUGCAAGGGACCUACAUUCCCCAGUACACUCCUGUGCCUCCUACUGCCGUCCCUGUCGAAGGUGUGGUGACGGAUGGAUCUCCCCAGACGGUUGCGCCCUCGUCACAGGAGGUUGGAGGGCAGCAGCAGCAGCUCCAGGUGGAGACGGCAGGCGAACACGUCCCCACCUACUCCUACCAGUCCAAGCCCUCAGAUAGCAACGGGACAGAGAGAAUGUACCUGUGACAGCAUUGCCUUGAGUCAGUGGGAGAUGUGGCCGCACUGAGAAUGAAGAGAGAGGAACUGACAGAUUGCUUCCAGAUCGCCCAGGCACCCCCCAAAAAAAAAAAAAAGACAAAAAAAUUAAACAAAAAAAAAAAACUAGGAAAAAAAAAUGUAAAAAGAGAUACUUUUAUCACGUCCUACCUGGUCUGAGCACAGAGACGGAGGGAGGUUGGAAGCUCCACUUGGCGCCGUGGCAACGGUUGAUAAGGUAUCAUAUUUGGUAACAUGCCAGCUGGGAUGAGUUGAGGCUUGAAUUCUUUCUCCAAGAAAUUCCUCAAAGAGAAAAAAAGUAUAAAAUUACAAAAUAUAUAUAAAAAUAUAAAAAAACAAAGGUGAGUGCACAGGUAGGGGAAAUGAGGUUUAUUUUUUUUUGGAGUAGAGGAAGGGAGUUUGAGAGCUACAGAUUGUCUUCCUCAGAUAUUAAGCUACGGUUUCUUUUUCACUCUUCCUUUAUUUUUGAUUUCCUCCUGUUCAAAUUUUAGUUUUAUAGAGAUCCUCAAUAAUGUUGGGUUUUCUUCUGAAUCUUUAUUGCCUUAAUUUUGAGGACGUCAGAGACGGUGUCCCGUCCUGUGUCCUGUGUCUCGUUUGAAAACAGAAGAGUGGUUUAAUCGGUUCCUUGAAUCAUUUGAUGGUACAAGGUGCUAAAAAAUGUCUAGCUAGAGAGAUAAACCUAUCAAAUAAGCUGUACAGAUUUCAUAGACAUGAGCUUUUCAUUUCUUCAUUUGAAGAAAACAAAAAUGUUUUGGGGGAAAUUUUGUGUAAGAGGAAUCCGAAUUUUGAAGAGAAGAUACAAAAUGCUGUGGAAGAAGAAUAGAGGGAGACAAAGCUUCAAGAUUUUUUCACACAGAUGUUAAAGAAAAAAAAACACAUGUACUGCGUUUUAGUAAAUGCAGUUUCUUGCAAAUGCUGAACCUGUUUUUUUUAUUACCAUGGUUAUAAUUUUACAUGGCAAAAAAAUUAAUUGCUGUUGACGACUUUAGUGCUUUUUAUCUGCAACCUUUGACCUUUUUUAUGAGCUUUAAGAUGUUUUUAGCCCGCUUUGCUUGUCCCACUGCAAAAAAAAAUUAAAAAAAGGAAUAAGAAAAAAAAUAAAACAUGACAUUAAAAAACCCAGAAGAAAAAAAAUAAUACUUGCAAUGAUAAAACUUCGUAGAUUCAGUAGGAGCUUAUGGUCUAAAACCAAUCAGUGCAAAAAGCAAUAGAGGAAAUUGUUGACAAUUUCUGUAGUCUUUCCUAGUUGUGGAUAACAUGCAGCCAGAGGGAUGGCCAUUUUUAUACCAAAGAUGAAGAGACACUCUGAAAUAGAGGAAUUUUUUGGUGUUUUUUUUUUCUUCUUUUUUUCCAAAUAUUUGAUUUUUUUUUUCCUGUUGAUGUCGGUGUUGAUGUUGAUUGUUGAUAUUGAUUGUUGUUGUAGCUGUUGUCAUUGUUGUUUCUGAUUUGACCUUGAUGGCCGGCCCAGUUUGUUCUUUCUCUCUCCGUUUUACCUCUGUCUUUCUCUUUUCCUGUUUCUUCAUUCUAAAUGGUCGAAGCUACCCUCCAAUGUUAUUGUAUGCACCACAGAGAGUAAAUAGGAUCUGAACAGAUGCAGAUACAGAUGGUUUUAGUCAAAAUAGCCCACUGAUCAUCCCACAUUAGAUAUUAGAAACAGAGAAACAGGUAACCAGGCACAGUGGUCCACUAGAGGAGAGGCACUCGUUAUUUCAUCAUAAUUACAAGGCAUCACUAAUGAAUGAAUAUUGGGCCCAUGUCUUUUCUUAGUAUUGACUGAGAGAUCUAUAACGUUUUUUUUUUUUUUUUUUUUUUUGUUGGAGGGGGGUUCUUAUUUCAUUCUCUCAUUCAUUCUUUAAACAAAAAUAAUUUCAGAGACACAGUUGUCUGCUUUUUUUCAACCCAGACUGACAUAUCUUGGCCAGACACUGAGGUUAACCUAAAGACUAGCCACGACCAUCAGUGUGGUAUGUCUCAACAUGCAGUCUUGAGCAAUAUGUUCUUGAUCACAAACAUUGGGUGGGAAGCAUAUCAAGCAGCCCAACAAGAUACUAUUGUAAAAUGAAUCUGUAGGAUGUGGUCUUGUGUUGGAACAAACUGCAACCAAUGUGACUUGGAAACUGGGGAAUGGAAAAGCCUAGGGGAAUUCAACAGACAAGCAAACAAGCACUUCUUUUAAGCAGGCCUGUCUGCUGGCACAAGCUCCACCACAGCCUACUCUCAGUGUUUCUCCAAGACUGAGCACAUAAACAGCUUUACUUCACUGGUGCACACACACACACACACACACACACACACACACACACACACACACACACACACACACACACACACACACACACACACACACACACACAUUCAUAGACACAAAGACCAUGCCCGUGUAAGCUUGCAAAUGACUUCAUUCCAGCGAAUUGUCUCAGUUUAAGGGUCGGUUGGGUACUGGGCAUGCAACGCUCAUUAAAUUCUCUCAUGUCUGGGGUGCUACACUCUCCCUGUGCCUGCCUAGCCCAUAGAGUGUCUGCCUUUGUGCAGUGGCAUGAGCAAAUUAGUCUCUUCUCGGUCCUCGUGUUUUUGUUUUAAUGUCCCUUAAUCGCAUUUGGAUGGCAGUAUGACCGCCAUGCCCUUUUAGCCUCCGUGUAAAACGAGGCCGUCUAGCCUCUGUUUGACCCCCCCUUCUCUCUCUCUCUCUUUCUCUCUCUCUCUCUCUCUCUCUCUCUUGUUUUUGAGUCAUCAGGGUCUGAACUCUUGUCCUAGGAGCAAUUUUGUGUCACAUCCCAUUGUUUGCACGCUGCGUUCUAUGACAGAUUGGUUUGAUUUCACACAAGCUUACUUUCUGGAGUCUGUGCACCCACAGCCACUUUGUGGGAAGGUCGGCAUACGCGUUGAAACAGGAGAGGCGGACCCUUAGACACCAGGUGUUUUUUGGUGUCAUCCACACAAUCAGAGUGAAUUCUGAGUGCCUUUUACGAAGCUUCCAAAUGAUUCCAAUAUCUCUGAUACACAUGAGAGAGAGAGAGAGAGAUAGAGAGAGGGGGGAAAAAAAGCACAUUUCAGAACAGUCUUCAAACGGGGCGAGACCUUAUCAAAAUGAGAAGUUGCGUGUAUCAAAUCGAAUGCCACAAAUGUACAAUCUCUUCUAAGGUGCUAAGAUGGAAGCUGUCAUGGGCCUUCACCUUCUGUGUGUCUACUGCAUGCAUUCAAGCCAUGCAAACCUCUCCUGAUCAUUUGAUUGACAUCUGAUCUCCGAGCCUGCCUGCACAUCAAACUCCCAUAUAGUUAUAUUUUUUAUCAGACAUUCAACAACAGUACACCUUGUCGUUUUUGCUGCGUUGUAAGGUGCACAUGCAAAAACAGUUGUGGCAGUUGUGUUUCGCGUUCGCUGGCUUUCACAAAAUUUCACAAAAUUGUCCUGUUCUUCUGGAGUCUCUUACUGUAUGUCUUAUGAGAGUCAGUUCUAUUGUCAAAGACAUUUGUGUUCAAGCAGGAACCAUGUGUUCCCCCCCUGAAGAACCAUUUUAAGCACCACAAGAAAGUAGCUCUCCUACAGAGAUGAGUCGAAAAACAUCUUUUUAUGUUUUACAGUGUGCGAUGGCGUGAACGCUUCGCCCCGUUGACUUGACUGUCACUGAGUGCUUUGAUACAAGCUGAAAGCCAUGAUGUUUCAACAGCAUGAGGUAGGCUGGUACAAGGCAUCUACCUUGAGUGACAGACAUGUCGUACCAACCAGCUCUACAGAAUCCUGUUGAAAGACAAAGACACAAUUUUUGAAGAAACGGGGAAAAUGUGUCGCCAUGGUGUAUCUCAGUUUGAAGCACAUUUAAGCAUCUGUUCAGUCAAGGCAGUCAACCUAAACUGCCAUACAAGAUCUGUUUUCAUACAACUCCAGAUUUUUUACGGAAUGUAGUGGUGUGUGUAUCCAACGUUUAAGCUAAAUUUAUCAUAAAGACGAUAGAAGAAGUGUAUGUUUUGAGUAAUGUUUAGAUAUGAAAUCAAAGCCCAUCGACUGCAUCACUCACUUCAAACAUGUUUGGGUGGGGGAUUGUUGUGAUGCGGUCUUUGAAAGGAAGAUAAGAGAAAGCCAUAUUUGGGACUGACACCGGAGCUGUUUGACUGAACAAAAGAAAGAAAGAAGAAAAAAGCUGAUGGAAAAGGAAGUGACAGUGGUUUAGCUCAUCUUCACUUCCGUCCUACAGCGAACAGUGUCUGUGACUUUCACUACUCUUUCACUCUCACCUGUUUGUGUGCUAUUUUUUUUCUCAAUGCAGUAAUUUUCUCAACUCAAAGCCGCACUUGUCUGAUCUGGUUUGACUGGUCACUCAAAGAGUUUGUUGAUCACAAGAAAUUACAUUGUGAGUGUCUGUGUAUGUGUGUGUUUUUCUCUUUGCAAAUCAUUUUUUUUUUCUCUUCUCUUGACAUGUUUCAGAGAGAAAUGGUGUUAAAUAUGGUAUUCAUAGCUGCUAUUCAACGAUCUCUCGCCGAUCCCAGAUGUAGACCGUUAGGUGAUGUUUUGAAAGGGUUGUGUAGUGAUUUGAUGGCGAGUGUGUCUUGUGCUAGACUAAUAAAUGGUGCUUACUGCAUGGCUCCUGAGACUAACCUGUGAGAUGAAGCUUUACUGUCCACCUACAGUACCCCCACACACACACACACACACAAACACAUACACAUACACACACACACACACACCUCAUCUCCAUUCUUUUGUAGUCUCUGAGCUUGACAUAGCAGGAGAAAUCAAUAGCAGUGUCUAAUAGUAAGGGUCAAGUGGAGACAGAGAGCAUGGGAAGAAAAAGACGGGCAGCUCCCAGAAAUGGGGGCGGGGGGGGGGG
Alosa alosa (allis shad) is the source of this 7057-nucleotide messenger RNA. Its product is annotated as RNA-binding motif, single-stranded-interacting protein 3-like. The transcript is spliced from 14 exons. Gene Ontology annotation, cellular component: nucleus; cytosol; ribonucleoprotein complex. Gene Ontology annotation, molecular function: mRNA 3'-UTR binding; poly(U) RNA binding; poly(A) binding. Lineage: Eukaryota; Metazoa; Chordata; Actinopteri; Clupeiformes; Clupeidae. The record is from RefSeq and is a predicted model, not a curated record. The coding region runs from base 978 to 2201 and encodes 407 amino acids.